ACUCCCUGUUGCCCGACGGAUUUAUUUUGAUGCUGUACCUCAGUGAGAGAACACGUGAAUAGACGUGAACUCGUGUUCCGUUAAACACGAAGUUAAUAUUAGACACAAACAUGUUCCCUCCGUAUAGGCGGUUAUAUGGCGCGUGCUGCAGAGCUGCUGUUCCUGUCAGGUGUAAAACUGUUGCAGUGCCUUUUGUCCAGCCCGAGUUUCUGAAAGGAUCUCUGCACCGUAAACACCCCGGUGUGACAAACCUGAAAACUAUUAGACUUCCUGAAGAAUUGCACAGUGCGGCUCUGUCUGUUAUCUACAGUUCAGAGGUGAAGGACCUGUCUGAGCGAGCGCGCAAGCUGACAAACUUCCUGUGGAGCCGGAAACGAGCAGUGGAGAGCCAUGAGCUGAGAGAGAGAGCUAUAGAACUGGAGAAGAAAUGGAAGGAGCGGGAGCGAGGAACUGAAAAAAACCAUGAAUCCUUUGAAACUCGAAUGAGGAAGAAGGUUUUAUCUGAGCUGAAGAAGACAACGUACCACUGGACACCUUUAAAGUACGACAGGGACCUCGGGCUGGUGUACAUGGUCACCAGAUUAGCAGGUGGCUAUGCUGCAGUGAUGAGGGCUCUUAAUGAGAUAAAGAAGAGAGACUCCUCAUUCACUCCACACUCACUGCUGGACUUCGGCUCUGGUCUCGGCACAGCUCUGUGGGCUGCACACACACACUGGGGUGACUCUCUGAGGGAGUAUGUGUGUGUCGAUGCCUCUGCAGCCAUGAACAGUCUGGCCGAGAGACUUCUCACAGGAGACACUGAAGGAGAGGAUCCACUCAUCAAACACGUCUACUUCCGUCAGUUUCUUCCUGUUUCCCCGAAGGUUCAGGCUGAUUUGGUUCUUGCUGCUUUCUCUUUAUCUGAGUUAUCCACACAGGAAGCACGAGAGGAGACUCUUCUCACACUGUGGAGAAAAACUAACUCCUACCUUGUUUUAGUGGAAAAUGGAACAAAAGCAGGACAUCAGAUCCUAAUGGAGGCCAAAGAUAUUUUACUGAAAAGGGAAGAUAAAGUGAGUGGUGAUGUUCGGAGGCCGCUGGUGUUCGCUCCUUGCACCCAUCAGCUGCCAUGUCCCAAAUUACUCAAGCAGCCAGUCACACCCUGCAACUUCCUGCAGCCGUACUACCCACUUCCUGUAUCUGGGAGAAGUGAGAUUGUUCAGGAGAAGUUCAGUUUUCUGAUCCUGUCCCGAUCCGAGCUGCAGAAGUCAGAGUUGGUGCAGUGGAGCAGAUUAAUUUCUCCAGUUCUCAGGCGAUCGAGACACGUGCAGUGUGAAAUCUGCUGCUCUAACGGAGAACUCCAACAGCUUGCCGUUACUGCAAGGCAUCAUGGGAGAGACACGUACCGCUGCACUCGGAGCAGUGACUGGGGCGACCGACUGCCAGUCAUCCAGACGGAGAAACACACAGAGGGGUGAAAAGGGAGAAAGUGGGACUUGAAACUUAUCCAUUCACUCAGAGUUCUGCUAAAAAUACCUCAUGAGAUCCCUGAUGGUUCCACUGGUUCCUAUAUUUUAUCCAGAAACCUUUGCCGCACUAUUCAUGAACUUUAUAAACAAUAAACGUCAAUAAAGUUCUUAAUAUUUCA
Messenger RNA from Tachysurus fulvidraco (yellow catfish), 1627 nucleotides. RefSeq names its product methyltransferase like 17 (gene mettl17). Gene Ontology annotation, biological process: translation. The record is from RefSeq and is a predicted model, not a curated record. Gene Ontology annotation, cellular component: mitochondrial small ribosomal subunit. NCBI's taxonomy places the organism in Eukaryota, Metazoa, Chordata, Actinopteri, Siluriformes, Bagridae. The transcript has 14 exons. Gene Ontology annotation, molecular function: structural constituent of ribosome; methyltransferase activity. Bases 111 to 1457 code for a protein of 448 amino acids.